Messenger RNA from Mobula hypostoma (lesser devil ray), 492 nucleotides. RefSeq lists its product as uncharacterized. NCBI's taxonomy places the organism in Eukaryota, Metazoa, Chordata, Chondrichthyes, Myliobatiformes, Myliobatidae. The record is from RefSeq and is a predicted model, not a curated record.
CCUGCUCCUGUGUACGCCCCCAUCCCUGCCCCUGUGUACGCCCCCGUCCCUGCCCCUGUGUACCCCCCCUGUCCCUGCCCCUGUGAACGCCCCCUGUGUACACCCCCCAUCCCUGCCCCUGUGUACGCCCCCAUCCCUGCCCCUGUGUACGCCCCCGUCCCUGCCCCUGUGUACACCCCUGUCCCUGUCCCUGUGUACGCCCCCGUCCCUGCCCCUGUGUACGCCCCCUGUCCCUGCCCCUGUGAACGCCCCCUGUGUACACUCCCCAUCCCUGCCCCUGUGUACGUCCCCGUCCCUGCCCCUGUGUACACCCACUGUCCCUGUCCCUGUACGCCCCCCGUCCCUGCCCCUGUGAAAGCCCCCUGUCCCUGCCCCUGUGAACGCCCCCUGUGUACACCCCCCAUCCCUGCCCCUGUGUACGCCCCCGUCCCUGCCCCUGUGUACGUCCCCCGUCCCUGCCCCUGUGUACGCCCCCUGUCCCUGCCCCUGUGA